CCCGUCUCAUGAAGCGCAGCAGCAGCAGGCAGCAGGUCUGAGGAGGAAGUGCAGCUGUCCAUGUGAUGGCUCGAUCGAUUGGCCGCCGAAUGAGGUUUUAGCUGCCAAGCGAAUGCUUCGAUCGAGUCCGGAAUCUCUGCGUGUGGGUGGUGGGGGUUUUGAGGCCUGCUCCGACAGAUCUGGCGUUGAUUUUCGGUUUUCUUUCUGAAGUAUGAGGUGAGGAGUGUGGAGGAUCAAGCUCUGUUUCUCGCACGAGAAGAAAAAGCACGAGCGGGAGACAUGGGGUAUAUAGGGAAGCAUGGCGUCGAAGCGCUGCAAAGAUACAAGUACAGUGGCGUGGAUAGAUCUUAUGUGGCCAAAUAUGUGCUGCAGCCGUUUUGGCGGAGUUGCGUUAACUUGUUCCCGCUGUGGAUGCCGCCGAAUAUGAUUACGCUUAUGGGAUUUAUGUUCGUAGUGUCAUCUUCAAUAUUAAGCUAUCUAUAUUCUCCAAACUUAGAUCAAGUAGCUCCAGCCUGGGUCUACCUCAUGCACGGAACACUCCUCUUUCUAUAUCAGACUUUUGAUGCAGUUGAUGGUAAACAAGCAAGGCGGACAAAUUCAUCAAGUCCUCUGGGCGAGCUUUUUGAUCAUGGAUGUGAUGCGCUCACGUGUGCGUUCGAGACAAUGGCCUUCGGGUCAGCCGUUUUGAGUGGACGAAACUCAAUCUGGUUCUGGGCUAUCGCAACAAUCCCUUUCUUUGGGGCCACCUGGGAAAGCUUCUUCACGGAUACACUCAUCUUGCCAGAAAUCAAUGGUCCUACAGAAGGCCUACUGCUCAUCUACUCAGUUCAUUUUUUCACUGCGUUUGUGGGUCCAACAUGGUGGACUCUCAACUUCAGGCAAGCAGUACCUCUGUUGCGAUUUAUACCAUUCAUUCCAGACAUGCCUUUGAACACUUUUAUCAUAUGGGGAAUGAUGAUUUGCGCAGUUGUCCCCACCGUUGGCUACAAUAUUUCUAAUGUGCACAAAGUGAUCAAAGCACGAGGGACAAGCAUGGUCUCAGCUUUGGCCAUGGUUUUGCCGUUUGUGGCUCUGCUCACAGGGAUCGUGACCUGGGCAUGGUUAUCUCCCUCUGACAUCCUUGCAACACAGCCCCAUCUUGUGCUCGUAGGCUCAGGCUUUGCUUUUGGUUUCUUAGUGGGAAGGCUGAUUUUAGCACACUUGUGUGACGAACCCAAGGGACUGAAGACGAGCAUGUGCACUGCUUUGGUCGUACUUCCUCUUGGAAUUGCAAAUGCCUUGUCAGCAAAGCUGCUCGGAGGAGCUCCUUUGGUGAAUGAGGUGGUCGUUCUUCUAGGCUAUUGUGCUUACACAAGUUCACUUUAUCUUCACUUCGCCGUUGGAGUGAUUCACGAAAUAACAAGUGCUCUUGGUAUCUACUGUUUCAGACUUGGUAAGAAAAAAGACAUUAAGGGCAAUUGAGGAGCACACACAGACACACCUGACUCCCGGAUGAAGGUUGCUUGAUCACUUUGUCUCCGAUGAAGCAAAAUCAAGGGAUGCCCAGGGGAGGGAAUUGACUCUUACUACAUGGUUCGAUGUAUAUGUUGGGGUGUUUUUCAUUUUGAAUUUUUGUCCAUGUGAUUGGCGGCAGCAUCACCAACGUUACCCAUCGUACAACUUGAAGGGCCAACCGCAAGAGUGGUGCUUUCCGCUGAAGUUUUCGGCAGAUGCAGAGCUGGUUUCUCUUCUCCUCCGUAGGCCUGCCAAGCUCUCAUAGGCCCCAGGUGUCCUUUUUGCAUAGAGUCGCCGUGAAAUAGGAGGCUCGCUUGGUUGUUAAAAAGCUCAUAAAUACGAGCCCUUUCGUGGCCAGUUCUCUGUGUUAGUAAAAUUGUUUCAUUUUCGUUCGUUCACAUC
Messenger RNA from Marchantia polymorpha subsp. ruderalis, 1896 nucleotides. Lineage: Eukaryota; Viridiplantae; Streptophyta; Marchantiopsida; Marchantiales; Marchantiaceae. The record is from the annotation of a GenBank genome assembly.